Molecule: messenger RNA, 1598 nt
Organism: Nematostella vectensis (starlet sea anemone)
Lineage: Eukaryota; Metazoa; Cnidaria; Anthozoa; Actiniaria; Edwardsiidae
Product: NADH-ubiquinone oxidoreductase 49 kDa subunit
Exons: 15
Coding region: 47-1453 (468 amino acids)
Biological process (GO): mitochondrial electron transport, NADH to ubiquinone
Molecular function (GO): quinone binding; NADH dehydrogenase (ubiquinone) activity; NAD binding
Source: RefSeq, a predicted model, not a curated record
CUGAGGUGCAGUGCGCACGCGUAGAAGGCUACUCUCUCAAUCCAAGAUGGCGGCGGCCUCUAGUUGUAUCCGGCACCUUGGCCGCCUUCUCACGGCGAAUCCAGCUCUAAGGCGGAUUCCAACAGUCACCAGUAUAAGAUGUCUUCGUCGUCUGCCGGAUAGUGAGAUUCACAAGGACAUUCAGCCCAUGAAACUACCGGGAAGGCUCGCGGAAAUGACGGGAACUGUGAUGUACCCCGACGAAAACUCCGCCAAGUGGGACAUUGAUGAGCCUAUCCCUGAGAAAGGCGUCACCAACAUGACCAUCAACUUUGGCCCCCAACACCCUGCUGCUCAUGGAGUGUUACGUCUGGUCCUGGAAUUGGAUGGUGAGGUGGUGGUGAGGGCUGACCCGCACAUCGGACUGUUGCAUCGGGGGACAGAGAAGCUGAUUGAAUACAAGACUUACCUGCAGGCAUUGCCAUAUUUUGAUCGUCUGGACUAUGUUUCUAUGAUGACAAAUGAGCAAGCCUACUCUCUUGCCGUGGAAAAGCUUCUCAACAUCGAUAUCCCUGAAAGAGCGAAGUGGAUCAGAGUGUUGUUUGGUGAGAUCACACGCCUGCUUAACCAUAUUAUGGGAGUAACUACUCAUGCCUUGGAUGUGGGAGCUAUGACUCCAUUUUUCUGGAUGUUUGAAGAGAGAGAGAAGUUGAUGGAGUUUUAUGAGAGAGUUUCAGGAGCCCGCAUGCAUGCCGCUUACGUUAGGCCAGGCGGCGUGUCCCAGGAUAUGCCUCUUGGUUUGAUGGAUGACAUUUACCAGUUUAUUCAGACAUUUCCACAAAGACUUGAUGAUGUUGAGGAGAUGUUGACCAACAACAGAAUCUGGAAGCAGAGGACGGUAGAUAUUGGUGUGGUGUCAGUAGAGGACGCCCUUAACUAUGGAUUCAGUGGUGUGAUGCUGAGGGGUUCAGGGAUUAAAUGGGAUCUCCGCAAGGCUCAGCCGUACGACCGCUAUGACCAAGUGGAGUUUGACGUCCCUAUUGGCAAGAAUGGAGACUGCUAUGACAGAUAUCUUUGCCGAAUGGAAGAAAUGAGAGAAAGUCUGAAGAUCAUCUUACAGUGCUUGAAUAAAAUGCCUCCUGGAGAAAUCAAAGUGGAUGAUGCCAAGAUCUCACCCCCAAAGAGAAGUGAGAUGAAGGAUUCCAUGGAGUCUCUUAUCCAUCAUUUUAAGUUGUACACUGAAGGCUACCAAGUGCCCCCUGGUGGGACGUACACUGCCAUAGAGGCACCUAAGGGGGAGUUUGGUGUGUACCUAGUUGCAGACGGCACCAGCAAGCCAUACCGGUGCAAGAUCAAGGCUCCAGGAUUUGCUCAUUUGGCUGGAACAGAUUUCAUCACCAAGGGGCACAUGUUAGCUGAUGUAGUGGCUGUUAUUGGUACCCUUGACGUGGUGUUCGGGGAGGUUGACCGCUGAUGAUGUAAUGUGAUUUUAUUUCUGAGAGCUGUUACCCGAAGUUGUUUUGUGUCCAUGUAAAAAUUUAAAAUCUGUCAAGUGAUAUCCAUCAUUCCCUGACUGAUAGUAUUUUGUAAGAUAGAAAAAAAAUUAACUCUAAACCAAA